AAUAUCAACCGUCGGCUUAUUUAAUCCGACGGUCACAAAUGAUUUCCGUCAUCUUCCAUUAUAUCCUCACCACGCGCUCGUCGUCCUCCUUCUGGGUAAUCCCUAAUUGGUUCGGACUCUCAGCUUAGAUCUCUUCCGAUCGCUUCGCAAUACCGACAGAAAGACCUCAGGAAUUUGAAUUUCAAGAAUCCAAGAAUGGUUAUUCUCUAGCUUAGAUCUAUUUCGGAACGGUUUGUAAAAUUCGAACGAUCCUACAACGCAAUUCGAUUAUCUUGGGGCAUACUUAAUUUUCGAAUGGCAGAUACAAUAUCUAGUUUCUGGGGUCCUGUCACAUCUCCUGAGUGGUGUGAAAGCAACUAUGUCUACUCUUCUUAUAUUGCCGAAUUCUUCAACACGAUAUCGAAUAUUCCAUGCCUCAUUUUAGCACUUAUUGGUCUCGUAAAUGCCUUGAGACAAAGGUUUGAGAAGAGGUUUAGCGUUCUUCACAUAUCAAAUAUGAUCCUUUCCAUUGGAAGCAUGCUGUAUCAUGCUACGUUGCAACGAGUACAACAGCAAGGCGACGAAACACCUAUGGUAUGGGAAAUGCUCCUCUAUAUCUACAUCCUUUAUUCGCCCGAUUGGCACUACCGAAGCACGAUGCCAACGUUCUUGUUUCUAUAUGGAGCUGCCUUCGCCGUUGCUCAUGCAAUCGUCCGUUUCGGAGCAGGCUUUAAGGUACACUAUGCAAUACUGUGUCUUCUCUGCAUCCCAAGAAUGUACAAGUACUAUAUUCACACGAACGACAUACACGCUAAGCGGCUAGCAAAAUUAUACUUGACAACCAUCUCUCUUGGGACUGUUUGCUGGCUUUUUGAUCGCUUAUACUGCAAGAACAUCUCUAGCUGGUAUAUAAACCCACAGGGUCAUGCAUUAUGGCAUGUAUUAAUGGGGUUCAAUUCUUAUUUCGCCAACACAUUUUUAAUGUUUUGUCGUGCUCAACAACUAGAAUGGAACCCGAGAGUAGUCCACUUUUGGGGAUUGUUUCCAUACGUGAAGAUUCAAAAACCAAAGAGCCAGUGACCGAUGGAUGGUUGGUUGGUUGGUUGUGUCUUGGAAGGAAAAAACGACAUUCUUUUAAUCUUGAAAUGAUGGGUUUUUGGUUCUUGGCUGGUUACUAUGAAUAGGAUUAGACAUUCUUUUACCCUCUCCCUGGCCCUUCUUUGCCUUCUCAUAUGGAUGUAAAUCAUACUCAGAAUGUCUGUGUCAUUGAUUUAGAUUGGGUUUUUCUGCAGCCUGUAAACUUGUGUUCUUCCUUUCUUUCUUUCUUUCUUCUUUCCAGUUUUACUUUUCUUGUAGGAAAUGUGUUUUGUUUAGUAUUUUCAUUCAUUUGCAAUAUAGAAUUGUGUUCCAAAAGGAUGAUGCCCUUGGGGUUUAGGUUCACAAUUUUGAAAGCUCUUUACAUAUUCACUUGGAA
Cucurbita moschata (crookneck pumpkin) is the source of this 1453-nucleotide messenger RNA. Its product is annotated as alkaline ceramidase-like. The record is from RefSeq and is a predicted model, not a curated record. NCBI's taxonomy places the organism in Eukaryota, Viridiplantae, Streptophyta, Magnoliopsida, Cucurbitales, Cucurbitaceae. Bases 295 to 1059 code for a protein of 254 amino acids. Gene Ontology annotation, biological process: ceramide metabolic process; defense response to other organism; autophagy. The transcript is spliced from 3 exons. Gene Ontology annotation, molecular function: hydrolase activity, acting on carbon-nitrogen (but not peptide) bonds, in linear amides. Gene Ontology annotation, cellular component: membrane.